Molecule: messenger RNA, 1709 nt
Organism: Scophthalmus maximus (turbot)
Lineage: Eukaryota; Metazoa; Chordata; Actinopteri; Pleuronectiformes; Scophthalmidae
Gene: ftsj1
Product: FtsJ RNA 2'-O-methyltransferase 1
Exons: 11
Coding region: 78-1025 (315 amino acids)
Biological process (GO): tRNA methylation; cytoplasmic translation
Cellular component (GO): cytoplasm
Molecular function (GO): tRNA methyltransferase activity
Source: RefSeq, a predicted model, not a curated record
GUCGGGGACAGCUCGCGGCACAGGUCCUUCCAUCGUCAACAGUAGAACAGCACGUGAACAAGGGGUUGGAGGUCAGGAUGGGUCGCUCCUCCAAAGACAAGCGGGAUAUUUACUACCGUCUGGCCAAAGAGGAGGGCUGGAGGGCGAGGAGCGCCUUCAAGCUACUGCAGCUUGACCACGAAUUCAACCUGUUCACAGGUGUGAACAGAGCGGUGGAUCUGUGUGCAGCUCCUGGCAGCUGGAGUCAGGUCCUCAGUCGGAAACUCAGAGGUCAGGAGGAGAAGGCCCAGGAGGUGAAGAUCGUGGCCGUGGACCUGCAGGCCAUGGCUCCUCUGCCAGGAGUCACCCAGAUCCAGGGAGACAUCACCAAGGUGUCGACAGCUCAGGAGAUAAUCCGCCACUUUGAGGGUCAGCCGGCCGACCUCGUGGUGUGUGACGGGGCCCCGGACGUAACCGGGCUCCAUGAUGUGGAUGAGUACAUCCAGGCUCAGCUCCUAUUGGCUGCUCUGAAUAUCACCACUCACGUCCUUAAACCCGGGGGAACAUUUGUGGCCAAAAUCUUCAGAGGUAAAGAUGUGACGCUGCUGUACUCUCAGCUGAAGAUCUUCUUCAGCGGUGUGACCUGUGCUAAGCCUCGCAGCAGCAGGAACUCCAGCAUUGAGGCGUUUGUGGUUUGUCAGAAUUACUCUCCACCUGCAGGUUACGUCCCCAACAUGUCCAACCCUCUGCUGGAUCACUCCUACGACGUGGACUUUAACCAAUUAGAGGGUCCAAACCGAGUCAUCGUUCCCUUCCUGGCGUGUGGGGACCUGAGCGCCUUUGACUCAGACAGAACAUACCCUCUGCAGCUGGAUUCUGAUAAACAGUACCAGUACACCCCCCCCACUCAGCCGCCCAUCCACCCCCCCUACCAGCAGGCCUGUCACCUCCGCAAAAACAACCUGUUGUCCAGAGAGGACGGCCCGUCCAUCUGUCCUGACCAGAGUCGAGACGAGCCAGAGCCUGCGGCACCGGAGUGCACCUGAUCCGCCCCGCUGCUGGUGCUGAUUUGGAGGGGAUCAGGGAGACAAAGGACAGCAUUAUCUUAAAGGGAACAGUCUGGGAUUUUGAGAAAGUAUUUUUUUUGUCAGAAAUCAAGAUGAACAUGAGUUUUAAUUAUAUGCUUCCAGUACUGUGCUGUGUAGCAACUGUUAACCUCCCGCAGUAUCGUCCUACUUUAACUAUUUCUGCUAUACUAGGCUAAACACGCUGUGCGUCUCUGUGCCAGAUGUUUGUCCAAUCAGGAGACCAUGUUUCUAUUGCCUUGUCUGGUUUUACGUCAGAUCCUUCAUCCAUCAGGCUGACGAAUUGUAAACAUUUUACAUUUUUAAAAUAAAGUUAUUUCUUGGGGCCAAACCAGCAUCAAAGUUUACAUUUAUUUAGAAAAUGACAAAAAGCUGAAUUUCCUUUUUUUGGACUUUAAACUAUUUUAAAAACAACUUUUCACACUAUAAAGUGUUAGUAAGGGGGGUGUGUGUGAUCAAAAGAUCUUUAAUGGUAAAAGAAAGAAUCCCUCACGUUUCACUCUUUCGACCUGCAGACAAAGUUCAUAUAAACCAACAUGUCUUUACCUUGUCUGUAGUUACUCUGCCUGUCUGAGAAUCAUAACUUUGUUAAUAAACUGAGUGCUUGACAGUGUCGUCUGUAAACAAAUAAAAAGUGAAAAUAUA